CCGCCCACUUUUUUCCAGCUUCAGCAGAGUCGGAGGUUUCUCUGCGACAUGAUUGGCUGCUCUUAGCCACGAGCUUAACGGAUGUGGAGGGUUUUGCAUAGAAAAACUACAGUGCUGCUCGUCAGCUGCAAACUUGUGUAAAGUCUCUCAGAUCCAUAGCAGCCUGUUGUUGCUCUACUUCACUGCCUCGACAUGUCUUCAGACUUGAACACCGGUGAGUCCUAAAUCAGUUUUUCAAAAUGACAGAGCUUGCUCAAUUAUAAAGCUAAUAACAGACCAGCUUAGUACUGUCAGGGCUCCUAAACUCCUAGACUUCUUUUUCAGUCCUAUUUGGAGUCAUACUUUCAGGUCUGUAGUUGUAAGCAGCUGUCUUUGCUUUUAAUUUACACCUUUUCUUCCAUGUCUUCUGUAUUUGUUUAAUUUGCUCGGACAUUAUUCGCCCAAACAAUCUCUUUAUAUAUUUUAAUCAUUGUAUAUGUGCCCAAGUCUGUUCUGUACCCUGUCAUUGUUUGUUUCAACUACAUCAUAUUCACCCAAAGGCACUGUUUAUCAUAUUCAUUUUAGCCUGAAAAAUAACAUAAUGAUUAAAAUGGUGGAUAAAGUGAGGUUUGUACAUCCCAUAGUGCAUCUGCUAUUUUACGACAGUGCGCUUCUAUCCAAGGAAAUAUUUUAUCUCAGCCUAAAGCAGAGAACUUAGACUGAAAUGUAAUAUUUGUUUACCACAGUUUGCAGACCAGUUGUUUUACAGGCUGUUAGAUGUUUUAUAUGCCUUGUGGGCUGUUAGUUUUAUUUCCACUCAUCAAGUUAUUGAAUACAACCCACUGACAUAAACGUUAACUGCAGGCUUUUGCUUUUAGUUUUUAUGUAUUCUCAUUUUUCACCCAGACGAUAUUUUUACAUUUAGAAAUCUCUAAGAUCUUUGAGUUGUUCAUUAUGCGUUUGCUUUAAUCAGGAUUUAAAAUGUUAUAGUUUACAGCUCCUCUGCCUCUUUGCUUUUUUUUGAAUUACUUAGACCAUCUGAACAUUUCUUUUCAGUGAAGUAAUGCGAUUCCUCUCCAACUGCUGUCACAUUUUCCACAGAGCUGGACCUGGAUCUGAAUGAGCUGCUGCAGGAGUUCCAGGAUGUGGUGGAGGAGCUGAAGGCCCCGAGUCACAGCAGGCCUCAUGCGUACCAGCGGGUCCUGCUGGAAGCCAAGAGCCGCACAGCGCUGGCAGACGACAGCUCGGUAGAUGACUCAGACUACGGUGAGUGACUCAGUGGUCAACCUUAAACCAUGUUACUGCUAUCAAGAUAAUGUUUGUGUAGUGUUCAAAGUAUAGGGAGAGAGACACAUUAUUUAUGGAGUUCCCCUGGGUGCUGGUUGAGCUCCUUUAUCAGCCCAAACAACUGCAGCUUGACACUUUUAAUUUGCAUGAAAUUAGCAGUACAAGAGGACACUCCCUGAACACUGUUUUACUCACAACAAUACUGUAGCUGUAGACUCUAAUGAACUGCAAUUGUGGGCAACCUAUCUUCUUUAAUUGUCUGAUUUUUCUCCUUUCUUUCUGUUGUUGCUGGAUUGUUGAUGGUUAUGAGAUGAAAGAGAUUUUCUUGCUCCCAUGCGUCGUCAUUAUUGAAAGUAUUUACCUCCCUAACGUUUCAACAAACAAACCGCUUUCAAAAAACUGCCACCAGGGAGUCACUAACAGUGAUCAUUUGUUUACCUUCAUUUUACCUCACAUUAUUUUUUUUUACCCCUGUUUUGUGUUAAAUUUGUUGUCAUUGUUAUUGAUCGUUUGUAUGCUUUCUGGCCUUAGUGCUCAUCCUCUGUUUAUUAUCUGCCCCCUACCCCCCUCCCUCUGACUACCCCCAGGCAGCGAAGCCUCUUUGGGAAACAGUUUGAACACCAGCGAGGAGGAGCUUCACACGGCAGGCAUCUCACUGGCACCGAAAGGUACUAGAGGCUCCCAUCAGCCCCAUCUCCAUCCAGAUAGCCCCUUGUUCCUUCAGUGAUUGCUAUCGCUUUCUCUCUGAUCACUAUCACAGCCACACAAAAACUCUCUACAUUAGCCUGGGAGCUCUUUUUGUUUUUGCACAACAAAGCCCCUGCCGGUGUGACUGUGACAUCUCGCCCCCCCUCCAAAGACUCCUGCGAGGAUUAUUUGUGCUGUAAUGUGGUGGCAAAAGACACCCAAGUGUAUGCAAAUGAACAAGAGAGAGAGCGUGUGUGUUUUUAGUUGCAUACAGAUGCAUAGCUGACUAUUAAAAUCUCAAAGGAUGAAAACAAGAAGGUGACCAGAGGUUGUGUUCACUCUGUCAGUAUUUACAGAGUAACUUGAGAUCUUUACAACAAAGAUUUUUCUUGUAUCCUUAAAGCUGUCAAGUUUUUUUUUUUUUCAUUCUUUUUUUUAUAGUGCUGAAGAUCAGCUUUUAUCUCAGUUUGUAGAGAAGAAGCUGGAAAUAUUUUUGCCUGUCUACAGCAGUUUGCUUCAUAUGUAAUUCUGGGGCUUAGAUUAGUUUUCAGCUUUUGGUCCAAAGGAAAUACCAUGGCACUGAGCCGUCGUUCUCCACAAAAAUGUUCCACUGCUAGUUUUCUUUUUUCUAUAAUAUAGUUUCUCAUAUUCCAUUCUUCUCUAUCCCCUGUCCGUAGCCAAGCUGGGAGACACGAGUGAGCUCGAGAAUUUUAUCAACAUGUUAGACCAGGAACUUGCAGGUAAGUCUUUAAGAGAAUUACAGCCCAUAUCACUCAAUCUUCCUUUUAUUCCUCAUCCACCUAAGCUGACAAGGCUGCAGUGUGUAGUGGUGGUAGAGACACACACUGAGUGCAUAUAGUUAAUUGGAGCACACAGCAUGUUGUUGCAGCUGCUUUGUUUUUACUCUGCACUACAACCUCCCUUCGACCACAUUUAUCUCUGAGCACCACUUGUGUGUAAAUGCCAUGUCUGGGGACUCAGGUGGGCUAUCUACACGACCUUUGGUGAUAAAGGAUACUUGACUACAUGAGUCUCAUGAUCUCACUAUUAGCAAUAAAGCAGUUGAAGGAACCGCACAUGCAUGGCUCUGUGCACGCACACCAACCCUUUGCUAUCAUCAGAGAAUUAAUGUUACAAAUUAACCGUAACCCUCGCUGCAUCUUUACAAAGUGAGUAGCAGCAUGUGUGUUCAUUAGGUGCUUUUUCUUUCACUCUGGUUUCAAGGCUUAACAAGUUUUUUUCUUCCUCUGCAGAGAUGAGUACAGAGUGAGAAAACGAGCCAUGUGUACGAGGGGGAGAAAGAGACCGGGGCAACACAGCCCAGCAGACAGGCAGAUCUACACCAGAGCAGAUCUAAGGGAGCAAACCCUCCCUUGGCGGCUGCGGGGGGGAAAAGGUUAACAUCAGAAAUUAAAAGGGCACUCCACUCCAAAAAUGCAAGAACACCCUCAGACCCUUUGUGAUGCCACAUCCAUCCGGCAAGGCAUCAUCCCUGCAGCAUCAGAUCCAAGAUGUUUGAUGCUCCCUAAACUAGAAAAGCCUCCAUCUGUCCGGGAAGAGAAAGAAAACACUGCCUGGAGUGUAGAAAGCACGUUCAUGCCACAUUUAAAAUUCCCACAAGUACCAUGCCAGUAAAGGGCCCUAAUUCCUCAGUGCCAUAUUUUUUAAGGAGGCAGAUCUUUGUUUUGUUCAAAAUCUCAAGAGGCACUUUAGAUCCUAACUUAUUGCAAGUCCAAGGGGUUUAGAUCUACUCAUGGGUUGACAUCUCGGGUGUACAGUUUUGUUAUAUCCUUUUUUACAUAAAUUGUUGUACAGAUGAUUUCACAUAUAAAUAAAGCAAAGUUUUGAUAGAA
Messenger RNA from Xyrichtys novacula (pearly razorfish), 3806 nucleotides. NCBI's taxonomy places the organism in Eukaryota, Metazoa, Chordata, Actinopteri, Labriformes, Labridae. The record is from the annotation of a GenBank genome assembly.